AUGGCAAGAACCAAGAACACUGCACGUAAAACAACUGGAGGUAAAGUUCCAAGAAGAAUGAUCUCACAAAAGACUGGACCAAUGGAACACCUCAAGAAUGCCAAUCUGAAUAUCAGUGGAGGUAUAAAGAAAACACAUAGAUAUAAGCCAGGAACAGUUGCACUCAGAGAGAUCAGAAAGUACCAAAAGACAAGUGAAUUGUUGAUUCGUAAACUUCCAUUCCCAACAUUCCAAUCAUCUGCAAUUGCUCUGUAUCAUGAUAUUAACGUUACUAACACUUUACACAUACAUGCAUUACAAGAAGCUUCUGAAGCAUAUCUUGUUGGUUUGUUUGAAGAUACUAAUUUAUGUGCAAUCCACGCUAAAAGAGUCACCAUCAUGCCAAAAGAUAUGCAAUUGGCAAGAAGAAUCAGAGACUAUAUUUGUUUUAGUUUAUCUUGUAGAAAGUUGUUUUAUGAAAGAGAUAGAUAUCUUUUAUUUAACCCAGAUCACCUGGUGAUUAGAGAUAUCGAUGCACUACCUAAAUUCACAUUAAACUCGUACAGAUCCAUCUUUCAGAAAUCAAUGAACAACCGUCAAUCAACUAAAAUGUUCAUCAGUAUGAGACGUUUUAAGAGUGACUUUGAUGGUUAUGACUAUGACUAUUAUGAAUAUUUAGAUGGUAGUGAUAAUGACAACAAUAUAAAGAUAGAUCCAACUGUAACAACUUUAAAAUUUGAUAGAGAUAUUAUAGAACCAAAUGUGAUUCCAGAGGGUGUUGAACAUCUUGUUACAGGUGAUGCUUUCUCUCAGACAUUGACCGCAGACUGUCUACCAAAGUCACUACAAACACUGGAUUACGAACAUGAUUUUACAACCGAUACUAUUCCAGCAUCUCUAGAGAAACUGAAAAUCAAGCGUUACUCUGGAAAGUUUACAAACGAUUGUAUAGCACCAUCACCAUCUGAACAGCUCCCUGCCAACCUCAAACUAUAUUUGAAUCACACCUACCUUAGAGAAAAGAAUUCUUUGAAAAACAUACCAAAUUCAAUUCACUCUAUCUAUCUAAAGUAUGGAAGAAUCAAUGAGAGUACAAUCUGCUUUAGAAGAGGAAGAGUCGAUUUAUUGACAACAUUAGAAGUAAAAAUUUAUUUAUUAAGUAAUAUAUUGGGAUGGUGUAAACCAUCGAACUCUUACAUUUGA
Molecule: messenger RNA, 1182 nt
Organism: Heterostelium album PN500
Lineage: Eukaryota; Evosea; Eumycetozoa; Acytosteliales; Acytosteliaceae
Exons: 11
Coding region: 1-1182 (393 amino acids)
Cellular component (GO): nucleosome
Molecular function (GO): DNA binding; protein heterodimerization activity; structural constituent of chromatin
Source: RefSeq, a predicted model, not a curated record